Messenger RNA from Blepharisma stoltei, 315 nucleotides. The record is from the annotation of a GenBank genome assembly. NCBI's taxonomy places the organism in Eukaryota, Ciliophora, Heterotrichea, Heterotrichida, Blepharismidae.
AUGUCUAUUGCAACAAAAAUGCAAUUUUUCAAUAUAAAAUUUUAUAUAGGAAAAAUAAGUUUCAUAUCUCUUGCAACAAAUUUCGAUGCGCAUCUUAAAUUUUCCCGUAUUUUUUACAAGAUAAGUUUAAUAAAAUGGCGAGCAAUGAUACAAGACGUCCAAAUCUCGAUGAGAAGGUCAUUGACACGCCUACAGUGCGCUGUUUUAUUUUUUUUUUGAGAAACUCACCUAGAGAAAAAUGCAUUAAAUUUUUUUAUAAAAAAUGUUGUGUUGAGUAGGCAUAAAGAUUUUUUCGAAAAAUUUUUGUUGCAAUAG